This is a messenger RNA of Daldinia vernicosa, 1652 nucleotides long. RefSeq names its product putative amidase. The transcript has 5 exons. The record is from RefSeq and is a predicted model, not a curated record. Bases 48 to 1652 code for a protein of 534 amino acids. Gene Ontology annotation, molecular function: catalytic activity. NCBI's taxonomy places the organism in Eukaryota, Fungi, Ascomycota, Sordariomycetes, Xylariales, Hypoxylaceae.
AACCUUCUCUAGAUAAAGCAUUUUAGGUCCGAAUUCGCAAAGCCAGAAUGUCAGUCCCUCAGCCAGAAACACCCAGUAGAAGAGUCGUUGGGGACGAGUUACUACCAGUCCUUGCGAAAGCCGGACUAGAAGUCCCCCCUUAUCUCUUAGAAGACCACAGUGCAUUUAUAUCUUCGUUGGAUGAUAUAAUUGCAUCUCUUCCAGAUGAUAAGAGUAUAUUGCCUUACCCUGACCUCACCAAGUAUCCGCGUACGGAUAUCCAUGUCCCCGAGGACAAUGAGCUAGGUGGAUGGGCAACUAAGGUUACUGCGAAAUGUAUAAACCCUACGAAUGACCUGCUCAAGGGCCGCACUAUAGCGCUUAAGGAUAACAUGGCAUUCGCGGGAGUUCGGUGUACGAACGGAACGUCCAUGGUGGAUUGGACUCCCAAUAUCGACGCAACAGUCGUGACAAGAGUUCUGGACGCUGGAGCUACCAUUAUCGGUAAAGCUGCAUGCGAAAACUCCUGUCUCGAAGGAAUGUCGGGGACAGCCGUGACUGGACAGGUCCAUAACCCAUUCGCAAAGGGAUAUAGUGCCGGAGGAUCUAGUAGUGGAUCUGGACGACUCGUCGCGACUGGAUCCGUUGAUCUCGCCUUUGGUUGCGACCAAGGUGGGAGUAUUCGGAUCCCUGCUUCAUCUUGCGGCAUUGUUGGCCUCAAGCCAACUUGGGGCUUAGUACCCUAUACUGGUAUUCUGAGCUUAGAUGCGACUGUUGAUCACGUAGGUCCAAUGACCAAGAACGUGAGAGAUUGCGCUUUAUUACUCGAGGCGAUUGCGGGACCAGACGGAUGGGAUGAUCGCCAACCACCACUCGGCCUCGAGGGAGAUAGAUUGAAGUUUGUGGCUCCUGUAGACCAGACACUUGGCAAAGAGCCAUCAAAGAUGCUUGAAGGCUUUAAGAUCGGUGUGCUAAGCGAGGGUUUUGAAGUCCCUGGGCAAGAUGAUGCCGUCGUGGCAUCCGUCAAGUCGGCGAUUGAGAAGUUCAAGUCACUUGGAGCGGAAGUCGCUUCGGUUUCGGUGCCGUUACAUAGAGAAGCCCCUUCACUUUGGGCAUGUGCCUUACCUCUGCCAGGGGGUCGACAGUCCCUCCUUGGCGAUAUGGAUGGGAGAAAGCAGCUAUACUUAACGGAUCGCGCUGAACUAAUAGGCCCAAAGCUAACCCAAUCUCAGUUCGACGCCCUAGGACCCGGAGCAUCCAACAUGUAUGUUGGGUACCUGUGGAUCCAAGAGAAAUACGGCGCGAAGGUGCAGGGGAAGGCUAUGAAUCUCCUGAAAGCCACCAGCGAUGCCUACGACAAAGCGCUUGAGGAGUUUGACGUUUUAGUUAUGCCAACUCUGCCUUACCCCCCACCGCGUUUGCCGGAGCCCGAAUCAAACGAAGGUCCGCGGAACUAUUUGGCUCGGACAACAGGAUUAAUAGCGAAUACUUGCCCUUUUAAUAAUUCGGGACAUCCUGCUCUUUCACUGCCCGUUGGUUUCGUGCCUGCGCGGGAAGAUCCGACUAUAAAGCUCCCUACCGCCAUCCAAAUAGUAGGUCGCAAGUAUGCAGAUGUAGAUUGUCUGAAGGUAGCAGCCGCAUGGGAGAAGGAAUUUGAUUGGAAGGUUCUCUAG